Colletotrichum higginsianum IMI 349063 is the source of this 1683-nucleotide messenger RNA. Its product is annotated as NCS1 nucleoside transporter. NCBI's taxonomy places the organism in Eukaryota, Fungi, Ascomycota, Sordariomycetes, Glomerellales, Glomerellaceae. Bases 1 to 1683 code for a protein of 560 amino acids. Gene Ontology annotation, biological process: nucleobase transport; transmembrane transport. The record is from RefSeq and is a predicted model, not a curated record. The transcript has 4 exons. Gene Ontology annotation, molecular function: nucleobase transmembrane transporter activity. Gene Ontology annotation, cellular component: plasma membrane.
AUGGCCAAGACACUUAUCGAAAGGCUUCGGGUCCGGGACGACAACGAGCACGGCUACGAGACCACGAAAUGGAUCAACCCGGACAUUGCACCGCUUCCCCCGAGUAGGCGGACUUGGGGCAUGUGGGCCUUUCUUGGCUUCGGAUCCAUCUCCAACCUCUGCAUCUCGGCCUGGACGGGCGCGGCGUCUCUCCUGUCACUGGGCCUCACCAUCCCGCAGACGAUGGGCCUUAUGAUCCUCGCCAGGGCGCUCAUCUGCCUACUCGUUAUCGGCAACGGUUGGAUGGGCUCUGAGUGGCACAUUGGAUUCACCGUCUCUCAAAGAAUCAUCCUUGGCAUGAACGGGGCCUAUAUCGGGCAGCUCAUCCGGAUCAUGCUAUCGAUCGUCUGGUACGGGUCACAGGCCUGGCUGGGCGGCCUCUGCGUUUCCGCAAUGCUCAGCGGCUGGAGCUACAACUUCCUGACGAUGGAGAACACGCUCCCGGAGAGCGCCCACAUGGUAACCAGAGACCUCGUGGGCUUCGUCAUCUUCCACCUCAUCUCGGUGCCCUUUCUUCUCAUCAGGGUCGAAAAGGCAAAAGUGCCCGUCAUCAUCGCCAACCUCAUCGUCUUCGUCACCAUGAUGGGCAUCACCAUCUGGGCAUGUCAGACCGGCGGCACGGGGCCCCUGUUCGAGUCGGGCGCGAGACAGGCCUCGGCCUUGACCAAGGAAUGGGCCUGGGUCUACGGCAUCAUCGCCUCGGUCGGCAACAUCUCGGCCGGCAUCCUCAACCAGAGCGACUUCACCCGUUUCGCGCGCCGUCAGGGGAUCCAGGUCCCGGGCAUCGUCUUCUCGCUCUUCGUCCCGGGCAUGAUCGUCCCCGUAUUCGCCAUCCUGACGGCGUCGGCCUCGAUGGCCAUCUGGGGCCUGGACGAGCCCAUGUGGAACCCGCUGACGGUCAUCACGCAGUGGAUGGUGGACGACUACAGCGCAAAGGCCCGCGCCGGCGCCUUCUUCUGCAGCCUUGGCUUCGUCCUCGGCCAGAUCGCCGAGAACAUCCUCGGCAACGGCUACGCCGCCGGCAUGGACCUCGCGGGCCUCCUCCCGACCUGGAUCACCAUCCGGCGCGGCGCGCUGCUGGCGGCCGCGCUCUCGUGGGCCGUCCAGCCGUGGGAGUUCUACAACACGGCGAGCGUCUUCGUGUCCGUGGCCGCUAGCUUCUCCGUCUUCAUGGGCCCGCUGACGGGCAUCAUGAUGACGGACUACUUUGUCGUCCGCCGGCAGAAGAUUGAGAUGAGCCAGCUGUACACCGGAUCCAAGGAGGGUGCCUACUGGUACACAUACGGCUUCAACUGGAGGGCCUUUGUCGCUUGGGUCGUCUGCUUCGUGCCCGCCAUGCCCGGGAUGAUCGCGGCGGUCAACCCGAGCGUCAAGAUCAGCGACGGGCUCUACAAGUACUACCUCGGCAACUACAUCUUUGGCUUCCUCGAGGCCGGGACGCUCUACGCGGUCCUGACGUUCGUGUUCAAGCCCAAGAGGAUCGGGUACCAGGAUGACUUUGACAUCUACGGGACGUUCGAUGACGACGUUGCCAUCAAGAAGGGCAUGGCGCCUUUUGAAAGGCCGAAGAGGGUGGAUGGACCUAUCGAGGGUACACCCGUGGAUAUUGACGAUGACGGUGCCAAAAGGGCAGCUCUUCCGUAG